Messenger RNA from Cryptomeria japonica (Japanese cedar), 4167 nucleotides. RefSeq lists its product as uncharacterized. The record is from RefSeq and is a predicted model, not a curated record. Gene Ontology annotation, molecular function: DNA binding. NCBI's taxonomy places the organism in Eukaryota, Viridiplantae, Streptophyta, Pinopsida, Cupressales, Cupressaceae. The coding region runs from base 473 to 3850 and encodes 1125 amino acids. The transcript is spliced from 8 exons.
UACAAAGUUCCAAAAAAAUAGUAGAACCCAACAUGCAAAAUUUCGAAAGGGAAGCUCAAAAAAUGUUGCAAGAAAAGUUGUAAUGUUGCGGAUCUCAAGAUCCAUUUCAAUUUUAUGUAUACUCAAACUGCCCUUACUGCUGUUCUGCAGGCAGGGGAGGCACUUUCGAAAUUUUUCUUUUCGGUAUUUUUCUUCACACAUUUUAUUUAAAAAAAUGAGUGCACCACGUAUAUACAGCGACAUAGCAUGCACCAGUGCAGGUUUUGAGCGAGGGAUUAUGGUGGGAUAAGCAGGAAAAAAAUCAAAGUUAGCUGUUUUCUUACAAACUUCGGACAGUUGCACAAUCAAAGUGAAUAUAUUAUUGAUUGAAAAUAUUCAUGUGACAUACAUUUCAAGGCACUUGCUCUAUGAGUUAGGCAGCUUUGUUGCAUCCUGAAAUAAGGAGCUAAAGUACACACAAGGAUCAAGAAAAAUGACAAUGGACAGAGAGUUGCGAUCAAGUAAGAGGCAGAGAUUUGGGCCAACAGGGACAGAUGUUUCUGUUGUUCACUCUGAUUCAACAGGACAAGUUGCUGAUAUGCGAAUCUCAGAUUCUAAGACAUACAAGAAUGUGCCACGUAUGGAUUCUGCAGACGGGGGAGAAUAUGAUGAUGGAAGGAAAAUAUCCUUAGAAGAUUCCAAAGAAAACCAAAGGCAAGUACGUGGUAUUCUCAGUGGAAGUCAGAGUGAUGUAGCCAAUGAUGUAAUACAGGCAUCUUUAAAAACAGGGGGGUCCCAUGGAAGUCAUGAUGGGUCUAAAGAUCUUUUCCCUGAGCAUAAUGAGAAGCUUGUUAGUACUCUGCUAUCAUUAAAGGAAACAGAUAUUCCUCCACCAAAAUGUGAAUCAUUUCCAAAGGCUCGAAAAAAUCAAGCACUACAUUCUGAUGCUUCUGCAGCAUCUAAUCAUUGCAUAGAUUUUGAAACACAUGAUGAAAAUUCUUAUGCUCAUGAAAUGCAACAAAUUGAAUUGGAUCUACUAGAGAAGUUGAAGAAGUACAUAAAUGCACGUGGUGGGACCAUUGGAGAAGGGUGGGAAGUGCAAGCUAAAAAGAAAAACAAAGUUAUAUACAAGGCUUAUCAUUCACCAGAUGGGAAAAGAUUCCGAUCAAUGAAAGAAAUUGCACGAUUUGUUGGUGUUCUUCCUAAGAAGAGAAAUCCAACAGGUACAAAAGGGGACCUAGAUAGUACAAGUGCCAGUGGUUCUCGUUGCUUGAUUCCCAAGGGCACUCAAUUGCAGCAAAUAACUGAGAACGUGGAGGUUAAUCAGAUUCCCCGGAAAAGUGUAAGCAUGGCAAAAAGAUCAGUGGGGCAACAAGAAGUUUCAGGGCCUCCUGUCACAGUGAAAGAUAAAACAAAAAAGGCAAGGCCUCUUCUAGAAUCAGAAAUCCAACCUUCGAUUGGAUUAUUGACCUCAGGAUUAAAGGAAAAGAGCACACCAGAUAUCGUAAAAGAAUCUGGUGGGGGCAAUGAGAUGAAUAAAAGACAGCAUAUGCAUUGGACAGAACUACUUGAGCUGGUCUUGAAAACAUCAGACAUGACAGUCAGCGGGAUUAGGAGUCAGAUUUUUAAGGUUCUUGCAUCUGAGCCACCUGAAUGGGUCAAGCAGAGCCUGCAACCUUCAGUUGCUACAGAUGUUCUUACUACAACUGGAUCGGGAUCGGUGAAGGAAGUCAUUUUGUCAGUGUUGGAACGAUACCGAGGCGAGGAAACAAGUAACAAGCACCUACCAGAGACAUUAAGUAAACAACCUGUUAAUGGUUGGGAAACAGGAAAUUCAGAUGAAGGGAUAGUAGAAACUGAGUCCAGAAGAAAGAACUCUGAUCAGAAAGCAUUGCCAUCUUCAGAUGUGAUCACUAAGCAUUGCCAGAAUGUACUUCAUGACAUCACCUCAGCUGAAACAUUUGCUCAGCUUUGUAACUUGAUUCAUGGUAGUUUUGCUGGAUCCAGAACACAUGAGGUGUUUGAUUUCCGGCUUAUAGAAUUGAGAAUGAAUGCUGGAACUUAUGGCAUGUCACCUGCACUUUUUGAUUCAGAUAUCCAACAGAACUGGAAGAGAUUGCGAGAAAUUGGGCAAGAGAUGAUCAACCUUGCAGAUAGUCUUGCCCGCUAUUCACAGGAUUCUUAUGAAAAGCAGGUGUCUACUUUGCUUGAAGGAGAACCUGAUGUUGACUGCAAUAUGGAUCGUACAGAUUCAACUAUGAGAGAGUGUGUCAAUGGAGUAGCAGUUGAUAAAGAUAUUCCAGAUGAGCAGCCUCAGGGAGCCGCUGGCGAUUGCAACAACAAUAAACAGUAUAAUAAAACAACAGAAAUUCUGAGAGCUGAGGCCGACUCCAAUCCUCCAUGCAUUUCUUCAAAAAAUAUGGUGGAUGGUCCUAGCAGGAAAGUCGUUGGCUUUGGAGUUAAAUUCAAUGAUAUUCGUGGGAAAGCACAUGUUUCAGGCAAGGGAACUUCUAUGGAAAAUAUAGAGGACUGUAGGAAUGGAUAUUUGGACUAUGAACAGGAUGACCUUCCAAAUUUUAAAGAAUUGCGUUCAUCCAGCAGGCAAAUUCUGUGUACAUCCUGUAGCAGUAGUGAACGUAAUGAUUGCAUCAUAUUCUGCAAUAAAUGCCAGAAUGCUUAUCAUAUAUAUUGCAUUUCACCCCCUCUGGAAGCUGUCCCAAGGACAAGCUGGUAUUGUUCAUGUUGUUCUGCAAUCAGGAAGGAUUCCUCUGAAGUUCAUUCUUUGUGUGAUGGGGAGGGCACAGUGCUGAAAGAGGACACUAACAAUGCCGUGCUUGGUUGUUUGACCUCUGACCUGCAUAGUGGACCGAUAGAAAUGAAUAAUGCUCAAGAAAAUGGUAAAGUAGACACUUCCGUAGAACAACUAGAAUCUGAAAGCAUUAAGAAAAAAAAUGAAGCUAAGGCUAGUGAUAAAGUGAUUGGAAUUCAAGAAGACUGUGAACAUAUUCAUUUGCAUAUAAAUCAAACAGAAAGGGUGGUUCAUGCAAAUGAUCAAGAAUCAGAAUUGGAUGGUGAUAAACGAUUAACUCUGAAACUGUGUAAAAUCUGUAGUACUGGUACAAGGGACGAUGACCAUCUUAUACAAUGCAGUAAUGAGAAUUGUCUCUAUAAAUUUUACCAUUUAAGAUGUUUAAGACCUCCAUUGGCAAGUGUUCCUCCACCCACAUGGUAUUGCCCUUCGUGUCUUUGUAGAUGCUGUUUUCUGGAUGAGAAUGAUGCCGAUAUUGUCCUUUGUGAUGGUUGUGAUGAUGCUUAUCACACAUAUUGCCUCAAACCACCCCUAGCUUUAAUUCCUGAAAGUAACUGGUACUGUCCAUCUUGUCUUGAAAAGCAGAGAAGAAGAAAACGGAAUAGGACACUGAACUCUACAGCAAGUGGAAGUAAGUCAACAGGACGAGUGCAUUCAAAGAAGGCAUCUCAGGUGCAAUAUCAAUCUUCUUUGCACGUGGAUAGGACAGCCGGCCUUUCAGAGAGAACUGUAGGUUUAGUGGGAUAUGCUCGAUCAAAGAGUUCUUCUCAGAUUCUGAGUCCAUCUCAUUCGUACAUGCAGAUGGUGUCCCAUGAUCCAUCAGAUAAAAUCGUGAAUAGCUCCAUAUGGCAUGAAGAAUCACAGAAGGUAUCUCAGUCGGCAAAUUGUCUGAUAGAGGAGGCAGGAGAAGCUCCAUCUGACAACAGUCUUGAUAAUGGAACAGAAAACUUUAUUGUACGUGUUAGACCAAGAAAUACCACAAAAUAUAAGAGCAGUCCUGAAUCGAAAGAUGCUGGAAAAAGAAAGAGGAAAUGUUCAGAACCAAGAAGAUCACAAGUUUGAAGGUACAUCAAAGUUGAAUGAACUGUAAUGGGCAACUUCCUCUUUUUGAUAUUUCCCAGGAGUUGCAUCUGCAAAGAGGCAAAUUACUUGCCUAUUGUUUAUAGUUGAGCCAAGUAUGAAUAUAACUUUCUUUUGGUGACAGUUGCCUUGUUGGAUGCCCCAUUAGGCCCUCUACUUUCAAAUCUUCAUAUAGAGUUAUUCUAGGGCAGUUCUAACUGAUCUGAACUUUGAUAUCGCUCUUCAUUGAAAAUAUUUCUCGAGUUAAUUAUAAUUGUUUUUAAGUUUCUAUAAUUUGAAAACUAUGAUUUUUUUCACUA